Dalotia coriaria is the source of this 1665-nucleotide messenger RNA. RefSeq names its product plasminogen-like. Lineage: Eukaryota; Metazoa; Arthropoda; Insecta; Coleoptera; Staphylinidae. The record is from RefSeq and is a predicted model, not a curated record. Gene Ontology annotation, biological process: proteolysis. The transcript is spliced from 7 exons. Bases 457 to 1377 code for a protein of 306 amino acids. Gene Ontology annotation, molecular function: serine-type endopeptidase activity.
UCGUGUUCGUUAGAGUGAAUGAACGUAUUCGGCGAUGCGGCACCAAACCACACGCGCAUGGUUCUUUUCCUUUUCAUUUCUUCGCCGCGGCGUGCUCGCCACACAACGCCGCGAUCGAAGCGAUCGGAGACUCCGGAUGCGACUUCCAACUUCACCAUUUACCAUUCAGUGCUUCAUUGUUGCUUCGCUUUCGUGCUUUAAUGGUUUGACUUGGUGUUGUGCGGCCUGAAACUCGUGCCGAAAAAAAGACCACCCCCGCAGUUAAACAAUUACAACGUGAAUUUAAUUAAUAAUAAAUUUCAUUUGUUUAUGUGUAGAAGUGCAUCGUUAGUGUAACGGUAAAGGAACUUUUUGUUUCCUGUUGAGUGUUUUUAAUUUUUUUGGUUUAAUUUUUUGGAAAAUUAAUCAAAUUAAUUAAUUUGUGAUGUUCGGUGAACUUGGACAUGUACUCUUCUGAUGUGUCGUUGGGCUGCUGCUGCCAUGGACUUCGGGCAGCACGCGCUCAUGCUGAUACUCUUCGUGUCGUUUUCAUUCUCUGGGUCAAUGUCAGGUCUUCAAGAUUGUGGCACAAGUCUGAGGCGAUCUCGUCAGCCGCGCGCCGGCUCCUUGGGUAGAAUAAUCAAUGGAAAGCAGAGUGCACGAGGUGCAUGGCCAUGGCAGGUAUCGUUGCAACUAUUGCAUCCACAGUUUGGAUUUUUAGGCCAUUGGUGCGGCGGAGUGCUGAUUUCCCCUGAAUGGUUAUUGACUGCUGCGCACUGCAUCAACAAUGACUUGUUCAAUCUACCACUGCCGGCAUUAUGGACGGCUGUCCUUGGCGAUUGGGACCAGAGCCUGGACGAGGAAACCGAAGAACGCAUUCCCAUCGAGGAGGUCAUCCUGCACGAACGCUUCCACAAUUUUCAACAUGACAUAGCUCUCAUGAAACUCUCGCGACCAGUAAAAAUCGCACGUAACAGUCGCCUGCGUGCGGUUUGCCUACCUACCAAACGACUAGCACACAACGAAACAGAUCUCUGUAUUGCCACCGGUUGGGGUAGAGACGCCGAAGAUGGACAACUAGCAGGACGACUUCUGGAAGCAAAAGUACCUGUACAUGACAAUGCAUUAUGUCGGAAAAAGUACGGACAUUCUGUAUCAAUCAGAUCAGGACACUUAUGCGCUGGGCAUUUAGAUGGAUCAACAGGAACAUGCGUUGGUGAUUCAGGUGGACCACUGCAAUGUGCACAACGUGAUGGUCGAUGGUUCCUCGCAGGUAUAACAUCCUUUGGUUCAGGAUGUGCGAAACCAGGUUUUCCCGAUGUUUACACACGGAUGUCAUAUUACUUGCCAUGGAUUCGUGCGAAAAUACGUACAAAUCAAGUUUUAGACGUCACAUAACACACAGUUAAAAACAAAGGUUAAAGUUGAGGUUAAGUUAAGUAAUUUAAACAAGUUUUACAUAAUAUUAUCAUUUAUUCAAUCGCAUUAUACAACUAUUUAAGCGUCAUUCACUAACUAGUUUAGACUACAAUAUCACUACACCCCGUAUAAAAUUUCAUAUAUAAAUUGUACAAUUGUAUAUAAUUAGAACUACGUUGUAACAUAACCUAACUAAUAUGGAUAUGAAAUAAUGACUAAAUCACAAGUAUUUGCAUCAUUUAUAUCAAAAAAACGAUGCGAGAAUUA